AUGUCCACACUCGCCACUUCUUCUGACAAAGAGUUCGUCGUCCGCCGCGGCACGAAGGAGGACUGUCCUGUCAUCCUCGACUUCAUCCAGCAGCUCGCCGACUACGAAAAGGAGCCGGACGCGGUCAAAGCCACCGUUCAGACGCUCGAGGAGAACGUGUUCAACAAGGGCUAUGCGGAAGUCCUGAUCGCCGAGCAACACCAGGAUUCUUCCGUUACGUCGGUCGGAAUGGCACUCUACUUCUACUCGUUCUCCACCUGGACAUCGAAGCCUUCGCUCUACCUCGAGGAUCUCUUUGUCAUCCCGACGCUGCGAAACAAGGGCGUAGGGAAGCUGCUCUUCAAGGCACUGGGCGAGGUCGCGCUGGAGAAGGACUGCGGAAGGAUGGACUGGAGCGUGCUCACUUGGAAUGCCCCGUCAAUCGCCUUCUACACCAAGGUGCUGGGCGCCAAGCCACAGGACGAAUGGAAGGGAAUGCGUCUCGAGACCGAGGGCAUUCAGAAUCUUGCCAAGCUCGUAUAG
This is a messenger RNA of Kalmanozyma brasiliensis GHG001, 522 nucleotides long. RefSeq names its product GNAT domain protein. Gene Ontology annotation, molecular function: N-acetyltransferase activity. Gene Ontology annotation, biological process: protein acetylation. The transcript is spliced from 2 exons. The record is from RefSeq and is a predicted model, not a curated record. The coding region runs from base 1 to 522 and encodes 173 amino acids. Lineage: Eukaryota; Fungi; Basidiomycota; Ustilaginomycetes; Ustilaginales.